Messenger RNA from Endocarpon pusillum Z07020, 990 nucleotides. RefSeq lists its product as uncharacterized. The transcript has a single exon. The record is from RefSeq and is a predicted model, not a curated record. Lineage: Eukaryota; Fungi; Ascomycota; Eurotiomycetes; Verrucariales; Verrucariaceae. The coding region runs from base 1 to 990 and encodes 329 amino acids. Gene Ontology annotation, molecular function: hydrolase activity, acting on ester bonds.
AUGUCAACCGCCUCAAGACUGUCCUCGAUCAUGACGUCCAUGACUUUCAUCAUCACCUAUCUCUGCGCUUUCCUGAUACCCGUACUCGCUUCUCCAUUCCAGUUAAACACAUCCUCAAUUCCCAUCAUAACAACCUACACCGCCCUAGGCGACUCCUAUGCCACCGGCAACGGGGCCGGCACCCAUGGUCACUCGCUCUGCAGCCCUUUUUCAGAUGCCUAUCCCGUUCAGCUCGCCAAAGCCAUUGGCCCAGUUCUCUUUCAAAGCGCGGCCUGCAGUGGAGCUACCACUGGCAGCGUGUUCUGGCAUCAGCUCGACUCGAUUGGGGAUAGUGACCUCGUGACGCUGACUGUUGGUGGGAAUGAAGUGGAUUUCUUUGGCGUCCUGAACGAAUGCGUGUAUCAAUGGCGGCCUCUGGGGACAUGUGAGUGUGAGUUGCGGAAGAGUAGGAGAUUGAUCGAGAGCAGGAGGUUCGUUGACAGUUAUGCCAGGAUGGUUAGACUGGCCAAGCAGAGAAUGAAGCCGAGCGGCAGGCUUUUGGUAACCGGUUAUGCAACUUUCUUCAACGAGGAGACUACGGCAUGCGAUGGUGUUACUUUCAGUAUACGAAAUCCAGAGCAAUUCUUGACUCGCCAACUCAGAAGGGACCUGAACCAUCUUGUCAGGAUGCUGAAUCAUGUCAUUCGCUCCGCCGCCGAGACUGCUGGAGCCGAGUACGUGGAUAUGGAUGAGAUGUUCGAGGGUCAUCGCUUCUGUGAAGAUGGGGUCAGCGAGCCGGAUGACAUGAGAUCGGAUACAUGGUUCUUCAACCUGGACUAUGGUAGUGGCAAUGAAAGAGUCGCAGAAGAAGUCCAUCGUGCUCACUCACAGGAGGUAUUCCUGGGCGGGUUGGGAAAGUGGUACAUGGGUGUGGCGAGAGUCUUUCACCCAACGAAGGAAGGGCACGGAGGGAUCCGGGAUGCAGUUGUGAAGCAGCUGCGUAAUGGGUGA